This is a messenger RNA of Carassius carassius (crucian carp), 2199 nucleotides long. RefSeq names its product UDP-N-acetylglucosamine--dolichyl-phosphate N-acetylglucosaminephosphotransferase-like. Bases 578 to 1807 code for a protein of 409 amino acids. Gene Ontology annotation, molecular function: UDP-N-acetylglucosamine-dolichyl-phosphate N-acetylglucosaminephosphotransferase activity. The record is from RefSeq and is a predicted model, not a curated record. NCBI's taxonomy places the organism in Eukaryota, Metazoa, Chordata, Actinopteri, Cypriniformes, Cyprinidae. Gene Ontology annotation, biological process: protein N-linked glycosylation; dolichol-linked oligosaccharide biosynthetic process. Gene Ontology annotation, cellular component: membrane. The transcript is spliced from 9 exons.
UAUUUCUCUGAUAAAUGACUGUGUGUUUAGCAGUAUUGUGCUCUGAAGCUUUUAUUGUCGUACCAACAGUUUAUUAGAGUAUAAUAAGCAAGUUGUUUCAAUGUACCCAGUCGGCGGACGGAUUAUGUUGACGGAAGUAGACGUGGAUUUUGUGAUGCGAUCAGAGCCAACCUUUACAGAAAACUGAUACAUCUGUCACAUUUUGACGUCAAAGAAGCUUACGUGUAACUAGUAACUCAUAACCUGAACAGGUGCUUAUUUGGUCAGGAUUCUUUUUAUCGCUUGACUGUAAUUUACCAGUGUUUAUGAAAAUCUAGCUGUCAUCAUAAAGCCAAUGAACUGCCGUUCAUUGAUUCAGUACUUUUGUAUAAAACGGUUCGGUCGAUUUGAAAACAAGCUGAUUGUCAUUUAUGCGCGCAUCGAAGAAACUUAAGCCAAUGACCGCUCCACUAUGGAUAGGCAACAUAAAAGGUUUGAAUGUUGCUGACAGGAAUCGAACUCUGUUUUCAACUAGAUUUAUCCACUGAUAGAUAGUAUCGUAGAUCCAGUAUAUUGUAUUUUUAUGUCGAAAUAGUCCAUGGAGAAGAUGUCUCCAAUUCCUGCAAUUCCUCUUAUCAUCAACUGUUGUAUGUCUGCACUUGGGUGCAUUGCAACAGUCAAACUGAUUCCUGCUUUUAAGGAUCAUUUCAUAUCUGCCAGACUCUAUGGCUUGGACCUAAAUAAAACCAUAAAGAAAGAGGUGCCUGAAUCUCAAGGUGUAAUCAGUGGCACAGUCUUCCUUAUCAUCCUCUUCCUCUUCAUCCCUGUCCCUUUCCUCCAGUGCUUUAUGGGGGAGCAGUGCCAAAAGUUCCCUCACAACGAGUUUGUGCAGCUGAUCGGUGCUCUGUUGGCCAUCUGCUGCAUGAUAUUCCUGGGCUUUGCUGAUGAUGUUCUGAAUCUGCGAUGGAGACACAAGCUGCUGCUGCCUACUAUGGCCUCCCUGCCUCUACUCAUGGUCUACUUCACUAACUUUGGCAACACUCUCAUUGUCGUGCCCAAACCUUUCCGUGUGCUGCUGGGGAUGCAUCUGGACUUGGGCAUUCUGUAUUAUGUAUAUAUGGGAAUGCUGGCUGUAUUCUGCACAAAUGCCAUCAACAUCUUGGCUGGUAUCAAUGGCAUUGAGUCUGGGCAAGCUCUCUUCAUAUCUGGCUCCAUUAUCCUCUUUAAUAUACUGGAACUCAAUGGAGACUACAGGGAUGACCAUGUUUUCUCUUUGUACUUCAUGAUUCCCUUUUUUUUCACCACAUUAGCCCUCUUCUACCACAACUGGUACCCUUCCUCUGUGUUUGUGGGAGACACUUUCUGUUACUUUGCUGGAAUGACGUUUGCAGUGGUUGGGAUACUCGGCCACUUCAGUAAGACCAUGCUGCUUUUCUUCAUCCCCCAAGUCAUCAACUUCAUAUAUUCUCUGCCUCAGCUGUUUCACAUUAUUCCCUGUCCCAGACAUCGCCUGCCUAGGUUACAAUCUGACACGGGAAAGCUUGGCAUGAGCUAUUCCAAGUUCAAACAUAAGGACCUGGGAAAAUUAGGGCAACUUAUUCUGAAGGUGGCAGAAACGUUAUGGCUACUGGAUGUGUGUAGAGGGCAGGAAGGAGAUGAUGAGUUUAUAGAGUGUAACAACAUGACCCUUAUCAACCUGGUACUAAAAGUACUGGGACCUACCCAUGAGAGAAACCUGACUACAAUCAUGCUUUUAAUACAGGUCUUGGGGAGUGUCUUGGCAUUUGGAAUCCGGUAUCAUCUUGUGCGUCUGUUCUACGACGUCUAGACCACUCAAGCUCCUGAGAGACUUUACAACCUGCUACCUUUAUUUGAAGAACAAACAAAACUGACACAAAACUGAUUGUUGUAAGAAUGAUUACUAUACUGUUUGUCCUCUAUGGGAUCUUGAUACUACACACUGUAUUCCAGCUUCUCUGUCUGUAUAUCUGCAUGCGAUGGGACAGUGUACACAUAUGCCCUUAACUGUCAUUGGGGCAUGAAAGCUCUGUAGAUAAUGAACAAUGUCUGCAUAAGGAUAUCCAAUUAUUUUGGCUGACCUGAAAAGAAGGUUCUAUUCUGAAAGAUUAUUUGAUAUAUGCAGUUGUAUUUUUUUUAUUUUAUCUAAUAUUAUGCCUUUUGACUGAUUUAAAUAAACCAGUGUGACAAUGGACCAAACUA